Molecule: messenger RNA, 8008 nt
Organism: Conger conger (European conger)
Lineage: Eukaryota; Metazoa; Chordata; Actinopteri; Anguilliformes; Congridae
Gene: igsf10
Product: immunoglobulin superfamily, member 10
Exons: 9
Coding region: 1-6942 (2313 amino acids)
Cellular component (GO): extracellular region
Molecular function (GO): protein binding
Source: RefSeq, a predicted model, not a curated record
AUGAACGCCCUUAAUAGAGGAACUCUGCGCCUGCGAAAGGAGUUAUUACUGUUUCUCUGUGUACUCAUGCAAGCAGUUCCCGCUGGUAGUGCGUGCCCGAAAUCAUGCGCGUGCUAUGUUCCAACCGAAGUGCACUGCACCUUCAGAUACCUGGCAGCGAUACCAGGAGAGAUUCAGCCUACUGUGGAACGGAUGAACCUGGGAUACAACAGUUUAACGGUAUUAAAAGAGCUUGACUUUUCUGGAUUGAGGCAUCUGGAACUGUUAAUGUUGCAUAGCAACACCAUACACACAAUAGAAGACAAGGCCUUCGAUGAUCUCCAGUCCUUGCAGGUCCUGAAGAUGAGCUACAACCGAGUGAAAAUGAUAAACAAGGAUACUCUCCAGGGCUUGACGAGUCUGAUUCGGUUGCACAUGGACCACAACCGGAUUGAGUUCAUCAACCCUGAGGCCUUCUAUGGUCUGACUGCCCUGCAGCUGGUGCAGCUGGAAGGGAAUCUCCUUCAGCAGCUGCACCCUGACACCUUUAUCACAUUACGUUACAGCCAGAUCUUCAAGGUGUCCUCCGUUAAGAACAUAUACCUGUCUGACAACGCCCUGAGCAGUCUGCCUGCGAACAUCUUCUCCCACUGCACCCAGCUGGAAAAUCUGUACCUCCACGGCAACCCCUGGUCAUGCGACUGCCGCAUGGAGUGGUUUGUGGACUGGGUGGAGCAGAAUGCAGGGAUACUGAAAUGCAAGCGGGAUAGGAAGUAUGCUAGGGGUCAGCUCUGCCCUGUGUGUGAAUCUCCUGCAGCCUCCAGAGGCAAGACCCUUGCUCAGGUCGCACGUGCUGCCCUGUCCUGUGCUAAGCCUUGGAUUUACCCUCACCUAAAGAAAAAGAACAUCACUGUGGAUGAGGGGGACUACUCCCCUGUGUCCUCUCGGGAUUUCAUUGCACCCAUUGGAUCAUUGGUGAUGAACAUGACCGACCAUUUUCAUAAUGACGCUAGUGUGGUCUGCACUGUCCAAAGGCCUUCAGGGAUGGAUAAUCUUACUGUAGUACACAACGACGACACUAUGAGCCUGAGUGUGUCUGUGGCCACAUCUCUCAUCUGUAAUAUUGACUACGAGCACAUUCAGAAGCUUUGGCGCAUAUUGGCCACGUAUAGUGACUCACCCAUGCACUUGGAGAGGGGGCUGCUGCUUGCUAAAACACCAGAAAUGAUCUACAGGUACCAGCAAAGGAGACCAGGACAGAAUGAGGAUGAGGUCUUCACUGGGAUAGAGGCAGAGAUGAAAGCUAACCCGGCAUGGCUGAUGCAGGGGGAGGUCACUUUGCAGCUUGACCGUACUACUACCACCUUCUCUACUCUACAUGUGAGGUAUACAUCCACUGUUCAGCUGCGUAUGGAGAAUAAAGCACAGAGGAAGGACAGGUACAGCUGGGCAAUGAUCAAAAGGGACAACCUCACAAAAACCGAGCACUCUGUUCUGACCAGUGGGGUAGUUGACUUGAACUGUCAGACUUGGGGGGACCCAAAGCCUUCGAUCGACUGGAUAUUACCAGAUGGCAGCAAAGUUAGGGCACCAUACAACAGUGAAGACCGAAGAAUUGUUAUCGCAGCCUCAGGAAAACUCACACUGAGGGCAGCAGACACCUCAGACUCUGGGCUCUACCGCUGCAUUGGAACAAACUACCUGGAUGCGGAUGUGUUGACUUUCCGGAUCACAGUUCUGUCUCCGGAUGUGGAGGAAGAUGAUGUGAAUGGAGUGCAGCUCUCAAAAUCGUUGGGCGACAGCUUGUUCCUGGACUGUGAAUCAUCUGGCAACCCUAAAGCAUCAAUUCAGUGGGUCUUACCUGACCACACAGUGUUAGAGAGGUCUUAUGGGAACAGGAGAAUAUAUCAAAAUGGCACUUUGGGAGUACAAGAGCUUACAGAGAGGGAUCGAGGAUUUUAUAGAUGUCUGGCAGGUAAUUAUUUGGGAGUGGAUAUAGUAGCCUCUCUGAUUACCAUUUCAGGAACUAAGUUCAAUAGUAAUGUGCUUUUGGAAGGUGAGGGCUCAGGUAGUGAGCACGAGUCCAACUCAGAGGAAAGUGAAAGUUCAUACAAUGAGCUACCUUCUUCUGGCCCCUCCCAGAAAACAAGUCAGGAGUCCAGGACUAUCACCUCAGAUAGGCCAUACCCCAGGCACAGGUUCUCACACAGCAGGACCUCCAGUGACUUCACCCAGAGGAGGAGGGGCCCCUCCACUGGAAGGCGGAAUUGGGGGACUAGGAGGGUCUUCGGCAACACAUCCAAUCGGGUAGACCCUCAGAAAUGGGCAGAGAUCAUGAAAAGGGCACAAAAGGGUAAGACAGCGGAGGAUGAAGAAAAAACAGAUACUGGAAAGGAAAACACUUUUAAGAAACCAUCAGGGACCUCUGGGGAUGAGGACGGGGGUUCAGGAUAUAGCUUUAUCGAAGAACAUGCUAUUGAUAUAUAUGCUCUUGAGAGAAGCACAAACAGACCUCUGAAUCUGCCAGUAACUGAGAAACUCAAAGUGACUGAAUCAGCCAGUGAGAUGCUGAGGAUCUCGGACGAUGCCCUGGAGAUGGUCACAGAUAUAACACCCCUCCCAGGCCCAAGGACUAAGCCAGUGGUCCACACGUCCACUGACCCUGAUAGUCUGACCACAUUCACGGCAGUCACUACCACCGGACAUGAGCCAGAUGAGAUCACAUUCCACACCACUCAGAGGAUCACAUCACCCCGAAUUCCUGCUGGGUCCACGAUAAUCUCCCAUCAACAGAUCCACAUCAUCCCCCCAAACAAGCAGCGUGUGGGCCGUAGGCGUAACUUCCCUAACAGGAGGAGGGUUCUUAAGCCCAGCAGAAUCAAUGACAUCCAUGCCUACCUGAACAAACUAAAGAAACCUUCAAUAAAGCACAAAGGUACUACCACCAUCCCAAUUACUGUGGAACCCACCACAGGCUGUGACUGUGAUGACUCUGAUGUGGAGAAAAAUGAAAACAGCACCAGCUCUGAGACAAAACACAGUCUGGUCUACAACACUGGAUCAAAGCCUAAACCUAAUAUUCACAGCUCUUUCCUGCACAGAACAGAGAAGCCAUCCACAGUGGCUCUGGAAAAACCACUACUCAGUUUUACCACUUUACCACCUGUGACAAAAACAUAUUUCCGGAAAGUGAAAUCCACCACACAGCCACCCACUACUCGCUCACAUUUUAGAUCAGAGGAAUUCACUAGAUUUAUGACCUCUGCAGAUGCUCCAGUGCUUGAAACAACACAGGAUCCUAGGGAAUUGGAGAGGAAAACAGCACCUACUGACAAACAAAGCACCACUAUAAAGCCUACCACAAGAUCCUCUAAAGUUAUCCGAGGUAGGAUUCCCUGGGAAAAACUGUUUGGGACUAACCAGAGUCAAAAAGAUCUCCUCAGCAGGUUACGUAAGCCUGUGAAGCUAACAACAACAACAGAAGCCACAACAAGAGUUGAAACUACACCCACUGCUGCCCCAGCAAGGACUACAACCCUCCUGCCCACAACAAGAUAUUUGUUCCCACUAACAACAUCCCAAGGGGUUUCAUUGAGAAAGUCUUCCUCAACCGUACCUCUGCCAGGUGUUGGCCACAGACAAUCAGUCGGUCAUGUUCCUACAACAGCUCCUAGCUUCACAUUAAGGUUUUCCACCACUACAGAAAUCUCACCAUUUGCUGAAACCCUUGAAUCCCCUCCGACAGUAAGGACUGCUACCACAGAAAAGAGCUCUGAAGGUUCUGCUUCUGGUUCAGGGGAGUCUGACGCAGGACCUCAUUUGGAUCAGCUUGAGGUGACAGAUAGGACCACACAGACCACAAAAUCUGAUACCUUGACCAUUUCUACAGCAGAACCGGGCUACACCACUUCCACUAUUCCAAACAGCAGUAAUAUGGACAGUGCACAAUCCAAUAAAUAUGACCACCUUAAUGGGCAUCAGACUACCUCCAAUGUGAUAGGUCUUGAGCCAUCCUUGAGGGACCUACAAUCCAAACCUAGGAUUAUUGGAGGCAAUGCAGCAAGCUUCACUGUCCUGUCAAACUCAGAUGCCUUCCUGCCCUGCGAGGCUGUGGGUAAUCCUGAGCCAGCAAUCAGCUGGAAACGCUUCUCUUCAGGGAGCACCUUGACCAUAAGGGGCAGGAUGGGUAAAUUUGAGAUGUUCAAGAAUGGCACACUUUUGAUCCAGAAUGCCAACAUUAAGGACCGUGGGCAGUACCUGUGCCAAGCAGAGAAUAACUAUGGCUCAGACAAGCUCCUGGUCACAUUGUCUGUGGUUUCCUACCCAUCCCGCAUCCUGGAGCCUAAGCUAAGGGAGAUGAAGUCCCAUACUGGGGACACAGUGGAAAUUAAGUGCAGAACCGAUGGCCGGCCCCUACCUGUUGUCUCCUGGAUCCUGGCCAACCGUACUCAAGUGAGAGGCUACAACACGGACCGUGGGAGGGUGAGCGUGACUCCUGAUGGUACUCUGGUCAUCCAGCAGGUGACUGUGUUUGACAGGGGACACUAUAAAUGCAUAGCUAGUAACCCAGCAGGAGCAGACACUGCCACUGUUCGCCUGCAGGUCGUGGCUGCGCCCCCUGGGAUCCUGGAGGAAAAACGGCAACAGGUUAAGGUUGAGAGUGGGCAGAGCCUGAUGCUCCCGUGUACAGCUCAGGGCAGCCCGCAGCCUACUGUGCACUGGGUGCUCUUUGAUGGAACUGCAGUCAGACCCCUAAAUGGCCAUGGUCACAAGGCAUCUGUUUUUACCAACGGUACAUUGCUCCUGAGAGGCCUGGCAGUCUCGGACAGUGGAAAGUACGAAUGCAUCGUCACCAGCUCCACGGGGUCAGAAAGGAGGGUGGUCAGCUUGACUGUGGAGCAGACAGAGACCAUGCCCAAGAUUGUGGAGGUGACUCAGCGCAGCACAGAGCUGAACUAUGGGGGACGGCUCUGGCUGAACUGCUCUGCUGUGGGGGAGCCCAUGCCCAGGAUCCUCUGGAGGCUCCCUUCGAAGGCACUUGUUGACCAGUGGCACAGGAUGGGCAGUCGGAUUCAAGUCCUAGAAAAUGGUACCCUGAUCAUUGACUCUGUGAGUGACAAGGAUGCUGGAGACUAUCUCUGCAUUGCCCGCAGCAAGAUUGGGGAUGACCUACAGCUUAUGAAAGUCUCUGUGUCCAUGAAGCCAGCUAAGAUCAUGACCAAACCUUUGGGUAAGAAACAGGUGCCCUUUGGCAAUGACCUGAAGGUAGACUGCAAGGCCUCUGGCACACCCGAGCCAGAGAUCUCCUGGGGCCUACCGGAUGGCACCGUGUUGAACAGCGCGAUGCAGGCAGAUGACAGCAGGGGGCGCACACGACGCUACGUCCUCUUCGACAAUGGAACGCUCUAUUUCAACAAGAUAGGCAUGACAGAGGAGGGGGAUUACACCUGCUAUGCUGAAAACACACUGGGCAAAGAUGAGAUGCAUGUGCAUAUCAGCGUGCUGACAGCAGCCCCACGCAUUAGGCCCAGCCGUACCUAUGCCAAGUUGAAACCAGGCGGGAACAUGCGCUUUGAUUGCGAGGCCGUGGGUGAGCCCAAGCCAAAGAUCCUCUGGAUGUUGCCCUCGCAUGACAUGAUUGCCGCCUCCAACGACCGCUACCUGAUGCAUGUGAACGGAUCACUGGACAUCCGGGACAUCAAGUUAGUCGAUGCCGGGGAGUAUGUGUGCACGGCUCGCAAUGCUGCUGGGGACGACAGAAAGGUUUACAACCUGGCAAUUGAUGGAAACCUUCCUAUCAUCAAUGGCCACCGGCAAAAUAGAACUGUCGUCAAAGACUCAGCCUCCAAGCAUUCCAGGAAGCUGAUUGACUGCAAAGCAGAGGGCAGUCCACCACCCCGGAUCACCUGGAUCAUGCCCGACAACAUCUUCCUCUCCGCCCCCUAUUACGGGAGCAGGAUCAACGUCCACCCCAAUGGGACUCUGGAGAUCCGGAAUGUGCGCCCUUCGGACACGGCUGAGUUCAUAUGCAUGGCACGGAACGACGGUGGGGAGGCAGUCAUGGUGGUCCAGCUGGAGGUCACGAGCAUGUUAAGGAGGCCGAUCUUCAAAAACCCCUUCAAUGAGAGAGUGGUGGCACGCUUGGGGAAGACCGUCGUGCUCAACUGCUCUGCCGAUGGGAAUCCAAAUCCAGAGAUCAGCUGGUUGUUGCCCAACGGAACACGCUUCACCAAUGACGCCCGUACAUCCCGCUACUAUCUGGGCAGCGAUGGCAACCUAGUCAUUUACAAUCCCACCAAGGAAGACACAGGCAAAUACCGCUGCUCCGCUAAGAACAAGAUGGGUUACAUAGAGAAGCUGGUGGUCUUGGAGGUGGGACAGAGGCCAUACAUAGUGACUCGUCCUCGAGGAAUCAUCCGCGGUGUGUCUGGGGACUCCUUGUUUCUCCACUGCCUCACUGAUGGCAGCCCCCGACCUAAUAUCCACUGGACCGUCCCAGGAGGCCAAGUCUUGUCUCGACCGCAGGUAAGUGGUCGCUACCACCUCUUGGAGAACGGGACUCUUGUAGUUCGGGAGACGACCCUCCAUGACCGUGGGAACUACUUGUGCAGAGCGAAGAACGAUAUGGGUGAGGCAGUGCUCUCUGUCCCCGUCGCCAUCAUCGCCUAUCCUCCCCGCAUCACCAACGGGCCUCCAACGAAUGUGCGGGCGGUGGUGGGAGUGUCUGUGCAGCUUAACUGCAUGGCCAUUGGGAUCCCCAAACCUGAGAUUUCAUGGGAGCUGCCGGACCGCUCUGUCCUGUCCACAGCCAAUAAGGGCCGGAACACAGGCACCGAGCUGCUCCACCCCCAGGGAACGCUGGUCAUUCAGAAACCCACCAGCUCUGAUUCAGGAACCUACAAGUGCAUGGCCAAGAAUCACAUGGGCACGGAUACCAGGGCCACAUACGUCCAUGUACUGUGACAGCCUAAAGUGGGCAAAGAAAGCAGAACUAAUGAUCGAUGGCACAUGGUUGGCACAUGUACAUGCACUCCCCACUUUCUAUUCUAGUCAAUGCAAGAAAGAAACCAGACUGUAUCCUGUGCUGAUCAUUGAGGGCUACUGCUUGUGGAAUAUCUGAGUUUACUUACAUCUCACAACAGUGGGCAGGCGAUGAAUAAUGAGCAAUGAGACAGAAAAGGAGAAGGAGGGAGAGACAGACUCUACAGUGUAGAGACUUGUGGCAGAUUCCCAGCGUUAUUUUUAUUGUAAUGAUAUAGGCUUCUCAACUGUUUCUCAUUUACAUAUUUCGAAUGGCCAGUAGCCCAGAUCUGGGAAGCAUAUCCCUUUAACAACUGUGAAUGGCUGACCCAGAAAAGGUGGAGAUUCAGUUAUGGCCCUCAAGAGAGUUUCUGGAAACUACAACCCAUAAGGUGCUAUUCCUCAAUUGACUGACCUAUUAAUGAAAUGGGUGAGAGAGAGAGGAAGUUUGGGGUAAGCAGAGAUUUUACAAGGCCAGUCUAAAGUUCAUACUUUUUACAAAAUUUUAAAGUGAUGAUCAGUCUUCUUGUAUGAAGCAAUAUCUACCUAUAUACCUUUGGUGUAUUCUGAAAGAUACCAAUUGUACACACUGGAUAUAUUCUGAUAUCAGAAUUAUUGCAUUCUUCACCCAGAUGAUUUUUGUAAGGCUUGGGCCAAAUAUGUCUUUUUUAUUUUUCAGUGAGCACUUUAUUAGGAGGACCUGUACAGGAGGGCCAGAAACGGCUGAUCUCCUGGAAUUUUCAUGCUCAACAGUCAGAGAAUGAUGCAGAAAACAAGUUCUGUGGGCAAAAAUGCCUUGUAAAUGAGAGGAGGAGGAGAAGGGCCACACAGGUCAAAGCUGAUAGGAAGGUGACAGUAACGCAAAUAACCACACAUUAAACAGUGGUAUGCAGAAGAGCAUCUCUGAACACACGACUUGUCAAACCUCUAAGUGGAUAGGCUACACCAGCAUCAGACCAAUAAGUUUUAAAAAUAAGUCAAAUAAAUACCUAAUAACGUGCUCACUGAA